AUGGCCCCUAGGAGGAGGGUAUUUGGACAGAUGCUGCGUGACUAUCGACAGCCGAGACCAUAUCGUGCUGACGCCAGUUUCACCUCCUGGUCCACCAGAAUCAUUGAACUCUUUUGGACACUUCAGGAAUGGUUGGAACUUCAGUGCAAACGGCAAUCAGAGUACGAAACUAGGAAAAGCAGAAUGGCGAUGCCCACGGACGAUACCGACUACGAUGCCGGCGAAACGUUUGGGAAUGUACCACGUCCAUGGUCCUACUCUGGAAAUGAUGAUGCAGACAAUGGACUCCGGACUAUAUGCGUUCCUCUAAGUCUUCCUGCCAAUAUGACCAUGUUGCGAAAACAAGGUCAAACACUCUCUAAUAUUAAGGAAGUUGUCGGACUAUGGACGCUGGGAAUUAUCAUUAGGAUAGCAGAGGACAAGAUGCAGCCAACUAGGCCACGCUGA
Molecule: messenger RNA, 447 nt
Organism: Protopolystoma xenopodis
Lineage: Eukaryota; Metazoa; Platyhelminthes; Monogenea; Polystomatidea; Polystomatidae
Source: the annotation of a GenBank genome assembly